This is a messenger RNA of Etheostoma cragini (Arkansas darter), 2006 nucleotides long. It is a transcript of the gene vamp3, whose product is annotated as vesicle-associated membrane protein 3 (cellubrevin). The transcript has 5 exons. The record is from RefSeq and is a predicted model, not a curated record. Gene Ontology annotation, cellular component: SNARE complex; plasma membrane. The coding region runs from base 118 to 426 and encodes 102 amino acids. Gene Ontology annotation, biological process: vesicle fusion; SNARE complex assembly; vesicle-mediated transport. NCBI's taxonomy places the organism in Eukaryota, Metazoa, Chordata, Actinopteri, Perciformes, Percidae. Gene Ontology annotation, molecular function: SNAP receptor activity; syntaxin-1 binding.
UCCCAUUUCCGAUAGCAUUGGAAGGCAGCAUUCCACGGCAGUAACUGUUACUGCUUGACACUUUAGCUUACAGACAAGAAACAGCGUCGUUGUCGUUCAAAGAAGUUUCCUUUCACAAUGUCAGCAGCCGGUCCAGAAGGUUCUGAUGCAGCGUCAGGCAACAGGCGCUUGCAGCAGACCCAGGCCCAGGUGGAUGAGGUUGUGGAUAUUAUGCGUGUUAACGUGGACAAAGUGCUGGAACGUGACCAGAAGCUGUCUGAACUAGAUGACAGAGCCGACGCCCUGCAGGCUGGAGCCUCCCAGUUCGAGACCAGUGCAGCUAAGCUGAAAAGGAAGUACUGGUGGAAAAAUUGCAAGAUGUGGGCCAUCCUGAUAGCUGUCAUAGUGAUCAUCAUCAUCAUCAUUGUUAUUUGGAAUUACUCUUAAAACAGCAACGAGAGGAGGAGUGAAGGAAACGAAGGAGAGGAGCAACAUACAUAAUUAAUAUCUCAAAGGAAGAUGUCACAUGAUUAGUGGCUACUGUAUUUCACAAUGUUUUUCUUCUGACAGGGGUCUUCAUUUCUUGGCCUGGUUUGCAUGGGUGGGUGUGUGGGUGGGUGUGUCUGAGUAAAGGAUUGUCACAAUACCAGUUUUACCCUGCAUUACUACAUCAUACCAGACAUAUUUACACUUGAAUUAGAAUUCAGUUGCACUUGCCAAAGAAAACAGAAACAUACAAAAAUGACUCAACUCAAUCUCAACCAAAACCUGUUUAAAUGAAUCCUCUUAGAAUGCGUGACAAAGCACACACACAUGCGCGCGCACAGGCACACACACAUACGUGUACAUACAUACAUUAACCUCAGGACAUCAAGUAAAGAAUGUUGUUGUAAACUCUCCUGAAUUUAUAUAGACUUUUUUAUGUUUUAUUAAUAGCCAUUGACUUUGUGUGCCAGGCUAAAAGAAGUGCCUUUGAGGAAUUGCUGUUCUGUUAGUUAACCUAGUAUUAGUCACCCUGCAUAUCAUUGAAGAGAUGCCCCUUUCCAACACACACACAUUUGUACUUUUCAUAAGCCAAAAUUUUGUUUUUCUUAUUUAAAUUUUCUCUUUUUGAAUGGUCUUGUCAUUUUAAGUUUAAUUACAGUUGACCAUGGAAGACUGGGAUCCAAUGCCUUACUCUAUUUAUACACAAGGUUAUUUGCUAAUUUCUCUGCGCAAGACAUUUGAAUUCAGAUUGAAUUAAGGGCAAAUUCAUUGGUCAUCCGGCAUCAAAUAAGCUAACCGGUAACACACUGUUGAACCACCUGAUCGUACCUGUCAUUGUCAAUAUUCUUGUCAGGUAGGACAGUAAAAACUGUUUAGAGAAGUGUCUUUAUGUUAUGACCUACUGCCUUACAGCUACAGUAAGGUUAGAGAAACUGCUAUGAAGUUUUUUACACUUCACGUGGUGCUACACUGGGUUAAAAGUGGCAUAUUGUUUCAAGCAGGUGUUCUCAAGGACAUGCUAGAAAGUUUGCCUUUGUGAUAUAUUCAGGCACAAAAAAAUGAGAAAAUGUAAGACUGGACAGAUGUCUUCAUAGGUUUCUCCAAUGGAGAACAGCCAAAACACAGCCCGCCUUAUUGAUCAUAUACAAAUGUGUAAAGUAGUGCCUUCAGAAUGCUCCAACUGUCCAAACAAAUACUUUGCUGCUUGCUUAUUCAGCUGAACUCAUUAGCCUUUAAUAAAGUCUUCUGUUAGUCAUACUGUCCUUUUUCCCCACUUGAUUGAUGCAAAGUACUUCUCACAUGUGAUAUUUUAGUGUUAUGCCUCUAACAAUAGCUUUUUGCAAUCUAUUAAAUGUAGAUCUAACCUUAAGAAGACUGUGUAGUAUUUUUUCGUUUUGGAGAUCACUGCUGCUCAACAUCAUGCAUUCUUGUGUAGAGAAAAACUUUGUUGGGCAAUGACAGCGUUAUAUACCAACACUGGAUGAUUGCAUUCUGUUGCCUCCAACUCUAUUAAAAUAAAUGUAUUUUAAUGAGGAAAACAA